Manduca sexta (tobacco hornworm) is the source of this 1557-nucleotide messenger RNA. It is a transcript of the gene mtTFB2, whose product is annotated as dimethyladenosine transferase 2, mitochondrial. The record is from RefSeq and is a predicted model, not a curated record. Gene Ontology annotation, molecular function: mitochondrial transcription factor activity; rRNA (adenine-N6,N6-)-dimethyltransferase activity. Gene Ontology annotation, biological process: transcription initiation at mitochondrial promoter; rRNA methylation. Lineage: Eukaryota; Metazoa; Arthropoda; Insecta; Lepidoptera; Sphingidae. The coding region runs from base 202 to 1536 and encodes 444 amino acids. Gene Ontology annotation, cellular component: mitochondrial matrix. The transcript has 7 exons.
GGUAACUCUGAUGAUAACUGUCAAAUGUCAUCUAUCGAGUAUCGGCUGAAAACAGAAAUCUGAAAACUAUAAAGCAUUAUAAUAACACGGAAAAUAAAUACAUUAUUUCUCUGAACCAGAUUCUUUGAUCAACAGAUUUUAACUGUUUAUUAGCAUUUAUCAAUUAUCAUUUAUUGAAUAAUAUAUCUAACAAUAAUUAGAAUGUUUCGGACACAGCUUGAAAUGUUGCAACUCUCUUCUAAUAUACUAAAGAACGUAGUUCAAAAUAAAGCCAUGAAAAUAUCUUCACGAUUACAGCAUAAAACAAGAAAAGUAAACGAAAAACUGCAGCCAAAAUUAUCAGCGGAUGUCGUACAAUUUCUAGAUAAGACACCAGAAUAUUGUGAAAUUAAAAAUAAACUGCCAAACUAUCUUUUAAGGAAAUAUAAAGCCCCUGAAAAUAUGUAUUUGAUAAACCGAGGAACUGCCAAAACGAUUGCAGAUACAAUCAAAGACUAUUUGACUGAAGAAUCUCCUAUAGUCGAAGUAAACCCAGGCCUUGGGUUUUUAAGUGAAGAACUAUUAAAAUGUCAAAAUAAUCACAUAUAUAUGUAUGAAAUAUCUCAUCACUUUACUCAAUAUAUAUCUAAUCUACAAGCCCAACAUCCUGAUAGAAUAACAUUUAAGGUUGCAGAUUUUUUUGGAAUGUGGAAACUAGCCUUCAGAGAUAAAAUGGAUCAAGGCAACCGCAUACAGGAAUUGUUGGGGGAUUUAUCUACAGAUAAUAAUACAAGAGUAGUUAAAGUAAUAGGAGCAAUGCCUGGUCUUUCAUUUGUAAAGCAUUUGAUUAAUAAUAUUAUAUUCCAUAACACUACAAAUCAAUUAGGAAUACCUGACUUGUUCAUCACCAUGCCUGGACAUAAUUAUAAGUUUCUUACAGAUGUUGAAGUACAGCUAUCUAAACAGAAGAUAGUGCCUACAUUGUUCCAAUUGCUGUUCAAUUGUAAAGUACUAACAAAUGUACCAAGAUAUCACUUUCUGCCUUGGACAAGCCCAACUGCUGCCAAACAAACCAAUUCAGUUGAUGAAUAUAAUUUAUAUCUAGUAAAUAUCACACAAAAGGAGAAAUUGCCUUGUCCACCUCAAUACUUACCAUUACUGUGGUAUUUCUUUAAACCACACAUGUUUUCAAAAUCCACAAGAGUCAUACCUAUGCUAGAGCAAUGGAUACCAGGUUGCGGGGUGCGACUUAUUACAGGACAGGAUCCAUCAGAUACAAAUAAACUUUUGUUGCCUGAUGAAAAUGAUGCUCAGUUACCCCACAUGACAAUUUUCACUCAAUUUGGGGACUUGAAUUUAAAUCAGAAAAUAACCGUUUUUAAAAGAUUCAUAUCGUGGCCAGAAUUUGAACAGUGCCAGUUCAGGAUAACAAUGGAAAACAAUUUGCCAAGAUUUGUUACCGAGCUUCAGAGUGACGAUAAAGACUCCAUUCCAACUCAUAUUGAUGAUUUGGACCAUUCUGAUGUAGAAAGCGAUUUGUCCGACUUUGAUAAAUAAUAAAACACAGUUUUAAUAUAA